Linum tenue is the source of this 1151-nucleotide messenger RNA. The record is from the annotation of a GenBank genome assembly. Lineage: Eukaryota; Viridiplantae; Streptophyta; Magnoliopsida; Malpighiales; Linaceae.
AUGGGUUCUUCCAGGGGAGUCACCACGACAUUAAUCUUCUCACCAUUAGCAACCACUUUCCUCGUCACCAUAGGUUUGCUCCUUUGCCAGUCGAACGCUCAGUUGACUUCAACAUUUUACGCCACCACCUGCCCCAAUGUCUCCGGCAUCGUCAGCACCGUGAUUCAACAAGCUCUCCAGUCCGAUGCCAGGAUCGGCGCCAGCCUCAUCCGCCUCCACUUCCACGAUUGCUUCGUCCAGGGAUGCGAUGGGUCGAUCCUGCUAACCGACAAUUCGACGACAAACAUCCAGAGCGAGCAAAACGCUGCGCCGAACGUCAACUCCGCGAGAGGGUUCGGGGUGGUUGACAACAUCAAGACCGCCGUGGAAAACGCUUGCCCCGGCGUCGUGUCGUGUGCCGACAUUCUUGCUCUCGCCGCCGAAGCUUCCGUUUCUCUGUCAGGAGGGCCUUCAUGGAGCGUACCGCUGGGAAGAAGGGACAGCAGAAGUGCUAACCAAGGUGGAGCCAACGCUUCGAUUCCUGCUCCUUUUGAUAAUCUUUCCAACCUUACCUCCAAGUUUAGUGCAGUUGGGCUCAACACCAACGACCUUGUUGCAUUAUCAGGGGCCCACACGUUCGGGCGGGCGCAGUGCAGGACGUUCGUGAACCGGCUGUACAACUUCACCGCAUCAGGACCCGACCCGACCCUGAGCUCAUCCUACGUGACGACCCUGCAGCAGACGUGUCCACAGAACGGGAACGGAGCAGCUCUGGCGAACCUGGACCCGACCACGCCCGACGCCUUCGACAACAACUACUUCUCCAACCUCCAGGGCAACCAGGGACUGUUGCAGUCCGACCAGGAGCUGUUCUCCGCCAACGGGGCUCCCGUCGCGCUGGUCAACGCAUUCAGCGCCAACCAAACCGCAUUCUUCCAGAGCUUCGCUCAGUCUAUGAUCAACAUGGGCAACAUCAGCCCCUUGACCGGGAGCAGUGGCGAGAUUAGGCGGGAUUGCAAGAUCAUUAAUUGAUUAUUUGCUCCAAAGGAGGAAAGCGGACAUGCAAAAAAAGUUUGUUUGUCGAGGUAGUGUGGCAAUUGGGAUACUCUCAAAUCUCAAUGGGGGUGUUUUUGUUUUUGCUUUCUCAUUUGUUCGAUUUUCAUAUAUGUGUG